Molecule: messenger RNA, 2574 nt
Organism: Trichobilharzia szidati
Lineage: Eukaryota; Metazoa; Platyhelminthes; Trematoda; Strigeidida; Schistosomatidae
Source: the annotation of a GenBank genome assembly
GGUAAAUCGGUGGAAAUGGAGGCUAGACAGGACAAUGACAAUGACGAUGAAGAAGACGAAGAUGAGCAUGUAAAUAAAAUGAAUGAAACACUGAAACCAAACACCCUGCUUCAAAUAGUCCGCGAUAAUCACAAGGUCAAAUUGAAACAAUCUUCAGUGAAUUUAAACAACAGAUAUUCAAAUAGUCAGUGUAAUUUAAAAAUCACUACUGGAGAUAAUAAUGAUAAUAAUAAUAGUCAUAAUAAAGGUCAACUCUUGAAACAAAGAAGCCUUUUGAAAGACUAUGGAAGUCUAGGAGCUGAUUUAAUCAGUCAUGAUGGAGAUAUGGAGAAUGCUAUAAUUGUUGAAGGGGAAUAUUCACAGAAUAAGCCAAAUAAACUGUUAUCCAUUAUUAAUAAUAGUGCAGACUGUAUUCUAGGCGAUGAUGACGGUGAAUAUAUGGAAGAGGAUAUUAAAGACGACGUCGUUAUAGAGGCUAGUGUCAGUAGAAACAAUGUUGAAAAGUGUGACGACAAUAAACUGAAUCACUUAACAAUUGUUGAUGUCCAACAAACUGUGAAGAACGAGGAGGCUGGAAAGGUUAAUCCACAGCCGUCUUGUAUAUCAACAUUAUCAAACAACAAUGCAGAAGACUGUGUUUCAAGGAAAGAGGCAACUUCGAUGAAAGAUAAUCUGAAAAUAAUCGAUGCCAAACCUAUACGAAACAAUUGUACAGAACGCGCGCUGGCAUCGAAUACCAAAGCUACUGGAUUUCUGAAAAAUUCAACUGUCAGCGUGACAGAAGCUAGUCAAAGCCAUCAAGAUGUCGAUGGAACAACAUCAUGUUCUAUGCCACAGACUACACGUCAUCAGAAUGAUGACAAUGAAAUAACAAAAGUGGAUGACAGAAUUGUACACAGAUAUUCAGACUGUACUCGACCGGUUACAUCACCUUCAUCUGAAAAACCAGAAUGGAAUCCCAACGAGUCGAACCGAAUCGACCAACGAUCAGGUAGACUUGACGAUAAUAAUAUCACUUCUUCAAAUAUAGAUCUAAGAGUUAACAGUAUGCUUGAUAAAUCAAUCAAUCGAUCAAAUAAAUCCUCUCUACUUGAUCACGCCUCACCAUUUUUUAUACGUUUCUCAUCGGGACAUAUUAAUCCCAAUGAUAGUGAACAAUACCAUAGAUUUUUAACAGUCCCUAGGAAAGAUCAUAUCAGUUUAAGUACACUAAGACUUAGUCGUACAAGACAAUCAGUGAAUUCGGAGACACCUAGUCCAACUCCUGAAUUCGAUCCUCAUCCUCAUCAUAAUCAACAUCAUCGUAAUCGGACAUUAAAUGAAAAUAUUGAAAAUUCAUGUCAAACACAAAGUAUAAAUUGUCAAUCAGAGAGAAGUCAACCUGUUCCACGAAAGAAACGCACACUCUAUCUGAAUAAAUCACGUACAGAACAAUGCCUACAAUCAGCACAAAGUGUUCAUAUAAAAUCAUCAUCAUCAUCACAAAGUAAUCAUGAAAAUAUUCUAACAAUCAAUAGAUCACCUUAUCAGAAUUGUCUUCUAUUUGAAUCAAAUGCUGAGAAUUAUCGACAAAAGCUGAUUGAUAAUAAACAGAAACAUUCACAACAAAAGAGUGCUACUUCAACCCGAUUGGCGGGGCCUACAAUACGUUCUGUUUUAGAGACUGGUAAAAGUAUACAUCACCCGCAGCAGCAUCCACAACAACAACAACAGUAUGCUUGGAAUUCUUCUGUUACCGGAACAUGUACUCCUAAUAAUAAUAUCAGUAGUAGCAGUAGUAAUAGUUAUAGCCACUUGAAAGAGAAUGAAAGCAGAAUCAAACGGACAAGUUUAUCAGCUAAGAUGUUAAAUGAAAAAUUGCGCCAACUGAAACCGUCUACUGAAGUCUCCUCCUUUGAACCAGAAAUAAGCAAAACAUCAUUACAACAAAGUAGUAAGUUGAAACGACCGACCAGUAAAGAUUCCGGAUUGAUUACCAGCAGGUCAACUAGCCAGCCACUUCAAUCUAGUCAGAAACCACCGACAUACCAUUUUUCAAAUGAGAAAUCAGAUAACAAUGGAUUUCAAGAUAUGAAUAAAAGACAGACUAAGAAGCAUGACUACCUACCGUUGAAAACCACCUCAACCCUACUGACAUCAUCAAUGUCAUCAACAAAUUUAGCGGAGAAUCUAUGCAUUAAACCGAAUAAUAUUUGUUCCAGAUCAAUUCAUUGUCAAAACACCUUGGAUACAUCACGUCGUCGACUGAAUUCUGUGCAUAUAUUAACUUCUGAAUUGGAUCAUAAAUCUGAACGAAAUCCACCUGUUACACUGACCGCGACUGGUAGUAGUGCUGCUAAGCCAUCGACUGUUUCUAAAGUCAAUCUACGUACAUUAAGAUCACAGUCUGCGGAUAGAGUAUUGAAACCGAGAACCACUUGUAUAAAUACACCAUAUCAAACGAGUUAUCAACUGUUCCAGCCAUAUUUAACUAGCACGCCAACACGUCGCACAAAAUCAAAGCGUAUCACAGAUAUUCUACAAUAUUCUAUAAAUGAUUCUGAUAAAACCUAUAAACUCACACCUUUUAGAUAG